UCAAAACAACGCACGCAAACCCAUCCUUGUUCCGCUGAUGAGUGGAGCGCAUCGCUCUUCUUGUUUUAUCCGCUCGGACACUACGUGAUCGACAGUGACUCGAAACGGUUCCGUGUGUGAGGCGUAGUUUUUGUUGAAAAAACGUAACGACGAAAAAAGUGCAGUCAUCAGCUCGCGAAAAAUUCAUUCGAUUCGAUUCCAUCUUUGUGGUGCCUCGAUUUCGGUACAACGCCGUUUUUGUGUAUUCUUGGAGGAAAAAGGCGAAAAUGUGAACCCAGAGCAGCGAAAAAUCUGACGAUCCUGAAGUCGGUCGGAACCGAAAGCCAGAAGAAAGAAAAAAGUUGGGACUGAAGGAGGAGCGAUUUGUUUUUGUUCUCGUCGGUGGAAACACAAUGGCGACUGUCGUCUUGAUCGCCUGCUUCGAUGGGUGAUUUUCUCGAGGUGUUGGAAGCGAAUUUUGAUUACGAAUGUGGAAACGAUUUUCUCGGUGGAAGAAUUUGCCUUUGGGGGUCUGAAGAAGAAAAGCUGUGAAGAGAAAUUGUGCUUGGGCGAGAAAGAUUGAAGUCUUCGUUGGCAAGGGCUAAUCAAUUGAAAGUGUUUUUCAUGUGCGAACUGUGUUUAUCUACGUAGCAGGAGAAAAAGUGAUUUUUAUUCGAAAAGAAAAUCGAUUUUGUUUCUUGCUGAAGUUUCCCGAAUUGGAUGAUUGCAGCGCUCGGAAUCGAAAAAGCUCGCUAGAAGAUGACCCAACUGCAUCAGACAACAACGGUCCACUAUCAUGCUAGAACGCAUCAGUGUCUCGCUGCAGCACCACCGUCUAUGCUUGAACCAUCCAUUCAUCAUUCCAUCGAAUGGUGAACGUCACGACACAACCGCUGCUAAUUCAAUCGAGCUGAUAUCACCACUAGCCGCAUCAACCCAUAUCAGCUGUUUGCACGUUGAUAGGCUUUGUUGAAGCGCAGAAGUGUUUGAAGUGUUGUUGUUACAUCCAUACAUACGAACGUUUAUCGAAAAACAAGUGACAUGAAUCGAUACUAGUGAAGAACCGGAAGCCUAGCGAAAGUGCUUCGCCCAAUUUAAGACUCUGGAGUUUCCUGUGACUGGGUGCCAACCGAAACGAUGGCCCUGUCCAUAGUGAGCGCCUUCUUGGUCAGAAGUCUGCUGACCAACUACCAUCUAGUCCUACUGCUCUCAGUCUUCCUGCUGUCGAAAAGUGCCAAGGGGGAUAUUCUCGUCUAUCAACAAGAUCAGCUGCUGGAGGAGUUCCGUGACUUCCCGGCCACCUUCGGGGGCGACAUUCCCGAGAGUGGCAUCAAGGUGCGUGCCGUCCGGGCCGUUCCCUACGAUGGCUGCUCGGAGAUGGUGGGCCCACCGGAGAAUGUCACCGCCAUCGGCGUGCCGGUUCGGUUCGCCGUCAUUAUAGCGAGGUACAAUUGCUCGUUCGAGGAGAAGGUUCGCAAUGCACAGAGAGCCGGGUACGUGGCAGUCAUUGUGCACAACGUUGGAAGCAAUGAUUUGGAACGCAUGUCGGCCAACCACGCCGAGGACAUCGUAAUUCCGUCGGUAUUCAUUGGCGAAAGCAACGGCGUGUACAUCAUCGAGAGUUUCCUAUACCCGCUGCCGUACGCGCUGAUCAUCACCGACGACAUCCCAUUCAACAUUAACAACAACCUAAUAAUCCCGUUCGCCAUCGUCGUGGGACUGUGUUUCAUCAUUAUGGUUUGGCAGGUGUGCUUCAUGAUCAUCCGCUGCAUACGGGAACGUCGCCGUAUGAUGCGCCACCGCUUGCCCAACAGUGUGCUGAGGAAGAUUCCAAUCGUGAAGUUCGCCAAAGGAAUGCAGUACGACACGUGUGCCAUCUGCCUGGAUGACUACGUUGACAACGAACGGCUGCGGGUGCUACCCUGCCAUCACGCAUAUCACGUCAAAUGUAUCGACCCUUGGCUAACGAAAAACCGCCGCGUUUGUCCAAUCUGCAAACGGAAGGUUUUAGCCCGAGGAGAACGGAGGCCGCCGAGGCGGCGCUCCUCCACCGACAGCAUGUCAUCGUCUGAUGCCGACGAAAACUCUCCACUGCUGAACACGGUCCAGAACCAACCGACUGCGACAAGUUCGGCGCCCACUCCACCGAACUACCAAACACUCGAGGGGGCAGAUGGUGCCGCUACAUCUUCGCCACGGCGCCCUCAGGUUCCGGCGAACAAUUCCCACGUGGUCAAUUUGAACGUCGAUGACGAGAUGUUGGUUCCCCCUCAAGCAAGCCUGGAGAACAGGGCAGGUCGUCGGUUCAAUCCAUUCGACCGUGCGGUUCAGCAAUCCUCCUCGCAACAACCGGCCGCCCUCGAGGGUGGCGGUGAAUCUCCGUACAGUCCGAUCGGGGAAGAACAGCCGGCCAGCUCCGUAUGGUCGCGAUUUAUAAACAAAAUGCGCUUCUUCGGCCGUAACGAGCAGCGCCUGGAGGAGAUCCUAUCGGACGACGACGAAGACGACGACGAUGUACCGCCGGCCACCGGUGAUACGCUUCCGAUCGCCACCGCCAGCCGUAGUUCUGCCGCCGCCAGCAAUAACAUCCUGAACAGCAACCUCAGUGGAUCGUUCCACGGGGAGGACACAACCGACGACGAGAUGGUUGGCGCCAGCUUCCGCGAUGAAGCUAAGCGACGUCAGAUCCGAUCCGCGCCCAAUCUUCCCUCGACCAGUGGAAUGGCUGGUGGCUCGUUAGGCAGUGGCGGUGGCCGUCUCGGCGUAGCAGCUCUACCAAAUGUUAACUUUAUUCCCAGCCAACCGAGUCGAAGUACCGGCGAUCCGGGGCGGCGUUCAAACCGUUCCGGUGGCGGUGCCGGCAGCUCCGGUGGCCACUUUCCCGUGUAAAUAGCUAGCAUAAAUGGAUAGAACAGAGCAGGUAAGUCCAUUGUUCAUCAUAUAUUUUAAGAAGAAAAGAUGAAUUCGGGAAUAAACUAUUCAGAGAAGUGAUACGAGCAAGUGGAGAAUUAUGAUUCACCCGGUUAGGUUUAGCAGCUCUAGGCACCCGUCGGAUGCAACUUCCAGUUUAUAUAAAACGUUCGGUUGGUGCAAUGUGGACCUCUUUCGUUACUUUACACCAUAAGUACCUAAAACAUUUGUUCGUAUUCAUUUUUGUGUCAUUUUAUUGGAAAUCAACUCUAUUCGAUACUCGUUUGUAAGAAAAUUAUAGGGAAUCUUUAGAACAAAAUAAAGAUUCUUGAAUCUGAAAUUGUGUAACAGAAAGCCUGAAUGUGAUUGGAUUUUUUUAAAGUCGUUUAUUUUUUAAAUAUUUUAUCCAUUACGAAUAUUAGAAAUAGGCAGUAAACUGAAUCAACUAUUAACCAAAAGAAAAGUAAUUCCAUUGUGUUACACCUCAAUUGUGGUAAGGUUGGAAUGCGGGAGACAGGAUUGUCACAGCUCAUUCAAUAUUUAACCAUCCUUUUUCCGAUAGUGAACAUUUGCGUUAGUUGCUAGUUGGACAGUUGAAUUAGGAAUUUGUAGGUCACAAACACAGCUCCAAAUAUUUGUAUUUAAUCGAUCACGUACACUCACCCGGACACUUUUAUUAUAAACAUUGAGGGAAAACAUAUUCUGAGCGUGAGAUGUAACCAUGUUGUUCGUGUUUUGUUCGAUUAACUUAAAAAUAUCCAUAUCCUUUAUUCGAUUAUUUUGUGUCUAAGACCCUUCCCUAACGGUAGGAUUAUCAAAUAUUGUUCGUGCUUUUCAUUAGCAUCGAAACAACACUUACCGCGCAUAAUGAAUACACAUAGACGCUGUACAAUAUUAGUCAUCUAUUAUAAUAGUAAAUUUAAGGAAACACAUACAUGUCGAGAAGAACAGAUCGGAAAUGUGAAUUUACUAUUUUUAAUCACGACAGCGUAGUAUCAUGCUUGUAAGAAGAAUAACAUGGAAACUACUCUACUGCCAGUCGAGUCUGCUGCUAGGAGGAUUAUGUUGUUCACCUUAUCGUGUGUACCUAAAUAGUAGAAUGUGUUAUUGCUAUGAGCUAUAAGCGAUCAUUAAGAUAAUAAAAAUGAACAAAAUCUGGAAUUUCCUGAACCAAAAUCUGACGAAGAGCAAGUAACAAAUAACAGCAGGAAACGAACGCAGACACACGCAAAUGCAGACAGAAGUACCAUACGUAUGUAGUGAGUUUUAGUUAUCUGGGUCAUAGUGUAGUAUCUCGCAGAAUAUCUCGCAAAGAAAAACAUCCACAAACACAAACAAAAAAAAACAACAAUAAGGUAAUGCAGAUGGAAUAAACUGAAUUUGACUGAA
Aedes aegypti (yellow fever mosquito) is the source of this 4278-nucleotide messenger RNA. RefSeq names its product E3 ubiquitin-protein ligase RNF13 (gene gzl). The record is from RefSeq and is a predicted model, not a curated record. Lineage: Eukaryota; Metazoa; Arthropoda; Insecta; Diptera; Culicidae. The transcript is spliced from 8 exons. Gene Ontology annotation, cellular component: cytoplasm; nucleoplasm. Bases 1117 to 2868 code for a protein of 583 amino acids.